GCUGCGGCUCCCUCCGCCCGGGCGAUGCCGCCCAGACUUCCCCCGCCGGUGCUGCCUGGCUUCCCGGCGCUGCAGUGAAGGAGCGCGGCCUCCUUUUGUUCGCCAGCCUUCCCUCCCUCUUCCUCUUCCUCUUCCUCUUCCCCUUCCUCCCAUGGACCGGCAUUGCCUCUGGGGCUGAGCCUCGGGCCACACUUCCGGGAUUGCAGCCCGGCCAGCCCUCCCUCUUCCUGGAGCCUUUUUGAAACGCCCGGGUCGUUGGAGAGGUCAAAUUUUUCCUGGAAUUGCGUGGGAAAUUCAGAAGACUGAAGCCCAGGCUCACUGUCUACCUUUCACGGAGGCCGAGCCGUGAGAGGACAGAAGAAGGCACCUGGCGAAUCAUGACAGCGGACAAAGAGAAGGACAAGGAGAAAGAGAAGGAUCGGGACAGGGACCGGGACCGGGAGAGAGACAAGCGCGAGAAGGCCCGGGAGAGCGAGAACUCCCGGCCUCGGCGGAGUUGCACCCUGGAAGGCGGGGCCAAGAACUACGCCGAGAGCGACCACAGCGAAGAUGAGGACAACGACAACAACAGUGCCACCACCGAGGAGUCCACCAAGAAGAACAAGAAGAAGCCUCCCAAGAAGAAAUCUCGCUACGAGAGAACGGACAAUGGGGAAAUCACCUCCUUCAUCACGGAAGAUGACGUCGUCUACAGGCCCGGAGAUUGCGUGUACAUUGAGAGUCGCCGACCAAACACUCCAUACUUCAUCUGUAGCAUUCAAGACUUCAAAUUGAGUAAACGGGACCAUCUCCUCAUGAAUGUCAAAUGGUACUACCGUCAAUCCGAAGUUCCCGAUUCUGUCUAUCAGCACUUGGUCCAAGAUCGGCACAACGAAAACGAUUCUGGGCGUGAGCUGGUUAUUACAGACCCAGUGAUCAAGAACAGAGAGCUUUUCAUUUCCGAUUAUGUUGACACCUAUCAUGCUGCUGCCCUCAGGGGGAAGUGUAAUAUUUCCCAUUUCUCUGACAUCUUUGCUGCUAGAGAGUUUAAAGCGCGCGUGGACUCCUUUUUCUACAUUCUGGGCUACAAUCCAGAGACAAGGAGGUUGAACAGCACGCAAGGUGAAAUCCGGGUUGGCCCUAGCCAUCAGGCCAAGCUUCCAGAGCUGCAGCCAUUCCCUUCGGGAGACGGAGACACCGUGACGCAGCACGAAGAGCUGGUAUGGAUGCCGGGCGUCAACGACUGCGACCUGCUCAUGUACUUGAGGGCAGCCCGGAGCAUGGCGGCGUUUGCAGGGAUGUGUGAUGGCGGAUCCACAGAAGACGGGUGCGUGGCGGCCUCCCGGGAUGACACUACUCUCAAUGCACUCAACACACUACAUGAAAGUAACUACGAUGCUGGCAAAGCCCUCCAACGCCUGGUGAAAAAGCCCGUGCCCAAACUCAUUGAGAAGUGCUGGACGGAAGACGAAGUGAAACGGUUCAUCAAAGGCCUCCGACAGUAUGGAAAGAACUUCUUCCGGAUCCGAAAAGAGCUGCUUCCCAAUAAGGAGACCGGAGAACUGAUCACUUUCUAUUACUACUGGAAGAAAACCCCCGAAGCCGCCAGUUCUCGGGCGCACCGCAGGCACCGGCGGCAGGCUGUGUUUCGCAGAAUCAAAACACGGACGGCUUCCACUCCGGUUAACACGCCCUCCAGGCCCCCGUCCAGCGAAUUCUUGGAUUUGAGCUCUGCCAGCGAAGAUGACUUCGACAGCGAGGACAGCGAGCAGGAGCUGAAGGGCUACGCGUGUCGGCACUGCUUCACCACCACCUCCAAGGACUGGCACCACGGCGGGCGGGAAAACAUCUUGCUGUGCACAGACUGUCGCAUCCACUUCAAGAAAUACGGGGAGCUCCCUCCCAUCGAGAAGCCGGUGGACCCACCCCCUUUUAUGUUUAAACCUGUCAAAGAGGAAGAUGACGGACUCAGCGGGAAGCAUAGCAUGAGGACACGGCGGAGUCGAGGCUCGCAGAUGUCUGCACUACGAAGUGGUCGGAAAAAGCAGCCCAGCAGCCCUGAUGGUAGAGCCUCACCUAUCAACGAAGACAUACGAUCCAGUGGACGCAACUCUCCCAGUGCCGCCAGUACUUCCAGUAAUGACAGCAAGGCUGAUUCGGUGAAGAAGUCCACCAAACAGAAGAUCAAAGAAGAGGCGUCGUCUCCUCUCAAGAGUUCCAAGAGACAACGAGAAAAGGCAGCUUCCGACACCGAGGAGCCCGACAGGAGCAAUGCCAAAAAAACCAAAACACAGGAAAUCAGCCGGCCCAAUUCCCCGUCGGAGGGCGAAGGGGAAGGGGAAAGCUCCGACAGCCGGAGCGUGAACGACGAGGGCAGCAGCGAUCCAAAAGACAUCGACCAGGACAACCGGAGCACCUCGCCCAGCAUCCCGAGCCCCCAAGACAACGAAAGCGACUCCGAUUCCUCCGCGCAGCAGCAUGUGCUGCAGGCCCCCAACGGUCCUGUUCAGCCCACUCCCCCAGCGCUGCCUUUGCCGCCGCAGCUCCCUGUCCCGCUGCCGGCCACCUCGGGCGCCCCUUCCUCAGUACUGCCCCACAUCCCCACCUCUGUGUCCCAGCCGCCCAGCCAACCCCAAACUCCGGUACCCCCUCAUUCCCACAUCCAGCAGGCGCCUUCUCUUCACCCCCAGAGGCUGCCUUCGCCUCAUCCGCCCCUGCAACCGCUGACUGUCCCUGCGAGCCAGCUUCCUGCUGUCUCUCAGCCGCACCCGCAGCCUCCGCUUCACGGGCAGAUCCCGGUCCUCCCGCACAAUCUCCAAGCCCAGACACUGCUGCCUCAUACUGUCCCCACUCCGCCGUUCCCCCUUCCCGCACAGUCAUCCUCGUCGUCGUCGUCUCAGUCUCAGGUCUCCCUGCAGCCGCAGCCCACUUCCCUCGCCCAUGGCGCACUUCAGGUGCCGCCGGCACAGCAAGUGCCCUCUCCCAUGCAGCAGCCGCCCCGAGAGCAGCCCCUUCCUCCUGCUCCCAUGCCCAUGCCCCACAUCAAGCCCCCUCCCACCACCCCGAUUCCACAGCUCCCCACGCCGCCGUCCCACAAGCACCUCGCCGGCCCGUCACCGUUCUCCAUGAACUCCAACUUGCCGCCGCCGCCCGCUCUGAAGCCGCUGAGUUCCCUCUCGACUCAUCACCCGCCAUCGGCGCACCCUCCUCCUCUGCAGCUCAUGCCGCAGAGCCAGCCGCUGCAGCCUUCUCCCGCCCAGCCGCCCGUCCUGACGCAAAGCCAGAGCCUCCCUCCCUCCGCCGGCCACCCUUCCUCCGGUCUCCAUCCGGUGCCGCCUCAACCCCCCUUCUCCCAGCAUCCCUUUGUCCCCGGGGGUCCCCCACCGGUCACUCCUCCCUCUUGCCCGUCCACCUCCACGCCGCCGUCCGUGCCUCCGGCCGCCAUCGCCACGCCUGCGUCCUGCAGCGGGAAUGUCCCUGCGGUGACCGCCUGCACGAUACCGCCGAUUCAGAUCAAAGAGGAGGCUCCAGACGAAGCGGAGGAACCGGAGAGCCCGCCUCCCCCGCCUAGGAGUCCGUCGCCGGAGCCGACGGUUGUGGACACGCCAAGCCAUGCCAGCCAGUCAGCAAGGUUUUACAAGCACCUGGACCGCGGCUACAACUCCUGCGCCCGGACGGACCUCUACUUCAUGCCGCUCGCCGGUUCCAAGCUGGCCAAGAAGCGCGAGGAAGCCAUCGAGAAGGCCAAGCGGGAGGCGGAGCAGAAGGCAAGAGAAGAGAGGGAACGGGAGAAAGAGAAGGAAAAGGAGAGGGAGAGAGAGCGGGAGCGUGAGAGAGAAGCAGAAAGAGCGGCGCAGAAAGCGUCCAGUUCCUCCCACGAAGGGCGCCUCGGAGAAUCCCAGCUGAGCGGGCCUGCUCACAUGAGACCUUCCUUCGAACCGCCUCCCACCACCAUUGCCGCCGUGCCCCCUUACAUCGGUCCCGACACGCCAGCCCUACGGACUCUCAGCGAGUACGCCCGCCCUCACGUCAUGUCCCCCACAAACCGCAACCACCCCUUCUUUGUCCCCCUCAACCCCACCGACCCGCUUUUGGCCUACCACAUGCCCGGCCUUUACAACGUGGACCCCACCAUCCGGGAGCGGGAACUGCGCGAACGGGAGAUCCGGGAGCGGGAGAUCCGGGAGCGGGAGCUGCGGGAGAGGAUGAAGCCGGGUUUCGAGGUGAAGCCGCCGGAGCUCGACGCGCUGCACCCGGCCACCAACCCCAUGGAGCACUUUGCCCGCCACGGCGCUCUCACCAUCCCGCCCACAGCAGGUCCGCACCCUUUUGCUUCCUUCCAUCCGGGGCUGAACCCUCUGGAACGGGAGAGACUCGCUCUAGCCGGCCCCCAGUUGCGGCCUGAUAUGAGCUACCCGGACAGACUGGCUGCCGAACGGAUACAUGCCGAGCGGAUGGCGUCGCUCACCAACGACCCCUUGGCCAGGCUCCAGAUGUUCAACGUGACGCCGCAUCAUCACCAACAUUCGCACAUCCAUUCGCAUCUACACCUCCAUCAGCAAGACCCGCUACAUCAAGACUGUUUGGCCACCCGAUGUCACUGCAGGCACUACAGACAGAGAAGCUCGGCGGGACCCGUCCAUCCCCUCGUGGACCCCUUGGCCGCCGGACCCCACUUGGCACGCUUCCCCUACCCUCCUGGUACUAUCCCAAACCCAUUGCUAGGGCAGCCGCCCCACGAGCACGAAAUGCUCCGGCACCCCGUCUUCGCAUCCUGUUUCCAUCAGAGGCCAGGCCAGAUGCCUCUGGGGAGCCCACACCCUGCAGGGCGGGAUGGGAACAGCCCUCCCCCAGUAUUGCUCCCCACCAACUGGUUCGCAGAGGCGGCCGGCUUCUGUCGAUGUACCCCCUACCCACGCGAGCUCCCCGGUGCCAUCCCUCCGCCCAUGUCCGCCGCCCACCAGUUACAGGCCAUGCAUGCCCAGUCGGCAGAGCUUCAGAGACUAGCGAUGGAGCAGCAGUGGCUUCACGGUCACCCCCACAUGCAUGGAGGACACCUCCCCAGCCAAGAAGACUAUUACAGUCGACUGAAGAAAGAAGGCGACAAGCAGUUGUAAUAAAUUAUUUAUUUGUGUCGCUGGCUCCAGAAGAUCCCCAAGCCUUGGGCGGAGAGUGGAAUGUGUGCGUCUCCGCGCAGGGGAGAACGGAGGAAAACCGAGAGCGUUGUCUUCUCAAGAUCCCCGAAAACAGCCCCGCGAAAGCCCCGCAGACUUUUUAUAAAAUCAGCACAUAUAUUCUAGUAUUAAUUCGUAGAGAAGAUUUCUCAAGACCCGUUGCAUGACGUAUCGAAAGAAUAGCAACACGGGACUGGACGGAGCAUUCCGAGCAUCUUUCUUGGGCGAUCGUGGGGUGGAGGUCGGAUUUUGUUUUCGGGGAGGGG
Molecule: messenger RNA, 5419 nt
Organism: Anolis sagrei ordinatus
Lineage: Eukaryota; Metazoa; Chordata; Lepidosauria; Squamata; Anolidae
Gene: RERE
Product: arginine-glutamic acid dipeptide repeats
Biological process (GO): regulation of DNA-templated transcription
Cellular component (GO): nucleus
Molecular function (GO): chromatin binding; transcription corepressor activity; sequence-specific DNA binding
Source: RefSeq, a predicted model, not a curated record